CCUCUCACCUACAAAGUUUUUCAUCUAUGAAAUACGUGGUACCGCGUAAAAUUUGUAGCUUGGUGUGGUAUACCUUCUUUCCAUGUACAAGUUUAUGGCGCGCUAGGAGUCUGUAGCCUUUCGAGUCAUAAUCACACCGGUUUUUUAUCUCGAUUUUGUACGAAAAUCAUUUGUUCUAAUUAUCAAAAUUAGAGGACGUAGGUGGUGAAAUUAAUCUCAUAGUUCCGAACUCGUAAUCAUAAGUUGGAGAGUGUUAAAAAUUAUCAAUUCAAUUAUCUGUAAUAAAAUCGAACGUCCUUACGAAGGUACAGUGUAUUUAUGUAGUAGAGAGUGUAAAUUUAGAGUUUCACAGCAAGCAGCACGGGCUGAUUAUACGUGAUUCUUUGCGUGCCUAUUGACUCAUGACCCUCGUUGAAUCGUUUUGCUAUUUCGACGGUCGUACAAAUAUAUGUACAACUGUCAAUGUGAUUGCUUAGUUAUGGCUGAAUAUAAUUAUGAAUCACAUGAAAUUCCGAAACUGAACGCAGAAUUUUUUUGCGUCUGACAACGUCGGCCAUUUUCAAAACAGACCUCCAAUGAUUUUUCAAUGAGCGUGUAUCAAAGGUAAUAAAAUCACAGUGUGAGGUGAUUGAAAUUGUGAAUCAAGACUUGAUAAAUUGUGAGAGCUAUUCAAUCAGUUCACUGCAUUAAGAUAAACAAGGCACGACUGCACUGCAAAAGUAUCAAAGUGUCUCAAAUCUGGAGAGCAAAGAAUGGCGGAAGAAAGUAUGGAACCUGAAAAGUCGAUGGUUGGGUCCUCACCGUCGGGAACUCCGAGUCCGAGAGGCUCGUUUAUCAGUGGAAACAUUGGUACAAAGGAUACAAGUAAUGGGUGUGUUGUCUCGAGCACUGGUACAUCUAUUGUAACCGAUUCUGGAGACAUAUCGACUGGUACAGGUGAAGGGACGUUAGCAACAAGAACGACAACAGCAAAUGUUGGGACAGUGGCGCAUCCAGCAUUGUCAUCGACAACAUCAUCAUCGGCGACUCCAUCUUCAACAUGGGCUUUGGCAUCGGAUGCGACAACAGCUUUGUCAAUAUCCGUUCCAGGAGGAGGUGGAGGAAUCGCUUCAAUAGUCCAUAGUGGAUCAGAAGCAAAGAACAACGGUGGCAGAGGUAGCCCUCAUUCUCCUAAACUGCCACGAAAAUCGCGAGUAAAACUAAGCGAGCUGCAGUUGGAGUCCGCGACAAGGGAGGAAUGGGCAGCCAAGUGGCGUGAGCAGGACUUGUAUGUCGAGUGUCUAGAGGCGCAGGUCGCAGCGCAGGAAGGUGAACUUGCUUGCCUUAGAGAUUCUGAGGAGAAAUACAAGCAACAGUGCUUCGAAAUAUCGCACCGAGAAAGGAUUCUCGUCAGGAGGCUCGCCUCCAAAGAACAACAGUUGCUUGGAUAUCUUAAUCAAAUAACGGAACUCAAAGCGAGCCAAACGGCCUCGGCUUCGGCACUGAGAUCAGCUCUGCUUGACCCGGCGGUCAAUAUUCUCGUUCAGAAAUUACGACAGGAACUACUGAGUACCAAAGCGAAACUCGAGGAUACACAAAACGAGUUGAGCGCUUGGAAAUUCACACCUGACAGCAACACCGGAAAGAGACUAAUGGCUAAAUGUCGGCUUCUAUAUCAGGAGAACGAAGAACUCGGUCGGAUGAUCGCAUCCGGACGAAUAGCCAAAUUGGAGGGCGAACUCAUGCUUCAAAAGAGCUUCAGCGAGGAAGUCAAAAAGUCUCAAUCCGAACUGGAUGAGUUUUUGCAGGAUCUUGACGAAGAUGUCGAAGGAAUGCAGAGUACGAUAUAUUUUCUUCAACAAGAAUUGAGGAAAGCCCGGGAGUCUGUUGGCCUGUUACAGCAAGAAAACAAUGCUUUCAAAUCUAUGUCAACAUCUGGUACGUCGCCAUUAACGGUACCCCCUCAACCACCACCUCAGGUAUCGCCACCACAGGCGCCACCACCGACGACGAGCGACAACACUGGUCAAUUAAACGGCGUGACAGCUGUCGUACCAAAAGCUGCUCCGACCAACGACGAUAAUAUAAAUAAAUGUGAUGCUCGUUUGUCUGGUGAUUCGAAACUCAUUGAUCCGGUUAAAACCGACAGCGAGGUGCAUGAUGAGAGAGAUCGGUGCGGCGAGGGCAGUGGCAAGCGAACUCCGAUGUCCAUGGGAAUAACACCGACGACCUCAUCAUUCUUGUCCGGUUACGAGUCAAAGUCCGAUUCCCCGGAGAAGGGACGAUGCCGACUCGACGAGCCGGACGACAGCUCCAACGAUUCCGCCGCUUUGAUAAUUAAGGUGGAAAACGAGGAGUUGAGCGAUCGAGAAGAAGACGAGGAGGAAGGAGCCGCUCCGAGUGAAGUUCGUGGAGCGCUAAAACAAACUCGGAGGACUAUUAGAGACCGGACGAUAAUCAAAAAUGAAAGUGUAGUUGAUAAUAGGAGUAACGGUGGUGAUAACAGAAGUUCUUCGCGGCCGGCGUCUCGGCGGUUACUGCGAGAAAGAACAACCAAGAGGGACAAAAGUGCUGCAGAUAGCGAUGACGAGCGACCUUUGCACAAAAAAAAACGACGUGAAAGCAUUCUUUCUCUUGACUACACCGAAACAGACGAUGAUGCAAUACUCCUCACUAACGGUGAGAGCAUCCAGAGUGAUCCCGAAGAUGGACCGUAGUUAUCUACAGGGCAACAAUUGCGAAGACUUGCGCUGCUCGUUCAAUCGUCCCACACAACUCUUUAUUCAUACCUUGCAAUGUACAGGCGGAUACAAAUUAUAUAUAUAUAUAUAUAUAUAUUUUUUUUUUCACAAUGAUUAAAAAUACUAAAAGUGUAUGGGGCAGGGGGAAGGGGUGGAAAAGCUCGAUUGUAAAGUAUGCUCUUCCAACGAUAUUUUUGGUUCUUUCAUUUUCCGUGAUUUUAUUCGCUCCUCGUCACGUGAGUUCAAAAGUUUGAAAGUUUAAAGGUAACUGCAGAUUUUAUAAUAACGUUUCAUAAGUCUAUACAAAUCUUAACGUUAUUUUUCGAAGUGAUUCCGCACAAUAUCAUGACAAACUUGGGCAUGCGUCUAACAUAGCAGCAGGAUAAGUGAAUUACUUUUUAAAUGGAUGCGGUGAACACUCCUACGAUAGCCUGACAAAUGCAUACCGAUGCACGGGUCAAUAUGAAUCCGGUUUUAAUCUUUUUACGCAAAUAUUCAUCGAAAUUUGCGUUGUUCGCGGAAGAAGGUGUCACAAAAGUCAAACAAUUUUCAAGAAACAUUUGAUUUUAGAUUCAAAUAUUCUCUGGUGAGAGUUUUGGCGGGAAUUAAAGUUGAAUCAUAUUUUCGAGGCGAUUCCCUGUGAAUAGUUAAGAGUAUGGAUCAGUCGACUAACCUCACUUGGAAUUUUCGAAAUCGAAAUUCUUUGACACAGUUUAACCGAUUAAAAAAAGGCUCUGUCAACCUACGUAGGGUGAUGGCAAAAAUUGACUGACUGAACUUUUUUUAAUCGAUCAAAGAAUUUCGAUUACGAAAUUUGCAGUUAUCUCGCACUCACGGUUGCGAUAUACCGACUGAUCCAUCCUCUUAAAAAAAAAAAAAAAAAAAAACAAAACGACAUAACAUCGUUUGACCUGUGCUGCCUCUUGGUUACAAAGAAAAAAAUGCGUGAAAAAGAUUUCGUGAAAUCCUGGAAUUCGUUAAAAAAGUUAUACUAAAUGCUGAUCAACUUUUUCAACAACAUUAUACAGCACCGAAGUAAGUUUUUGAGAUGAGCGGAUUUACAUGAAUUGGACCAUUUUUAAUCGCACUAUAGUGUAGAAAAAUAAGGCUUCGACUAUCCGAUAGCGCUUCAACUCCUCCAAUAUCAGUUUUAUUUCGAUCUUUUUUUUAUGAGCAACGGACGUUUCGCGAAUAUAUGCACGUGCAAAGACGAAAAUGAGAAAACUUCCAUGUAUACUGAUAGACUUUAUCAUCAUUGUCUAAAACAUUACCUUUCAGGGCCCAAGAUGUCGUAUGUAUUCAGGUUCGAAUUAAAAAAAUUUUCAAAUUCA
Venturia canescens is the source of this 4051-nucleotide messenger RNA. RefSeq names its product pre-mRNA-splicing regulator WTAP-like (gene fl(2)d). The record is from RefSeq and is a predicted model, not a curated record. Gene Ontology annotation, cellular component: nucleus. Bases 753 to 2696 code for a protein of 647 amino acids. Gene Ontology annotation, biological process: regulation of alternative mRNA splicing, via spliceosome. The transcript has 6 exons. NCBI's taxonomy places the organism in Eukaryota, Metazoa, Arthropoda, Insecta, Hymenoptera, Ichneumonidae.